Messenger RNA from Pygocentrus nattereri (red-bellied piranha), 1969 nucleotides. Its product is annotated as cyclic GMP-AMP synthase. Gene Ontology annotation, cellular component: site of double-strand break; cytosol; nucleus. The coding region runs from base 128 to 1642 and encodes 504 amino acids. Lineage: Eukaryota; Metazoa; Chordata; Actinopteri; Characiformes; Serrasalmidae. Gene Ontology annotation, biological process: positive regulation of type I interferon production; cellular response to exogenous dsRNA; paracrine signaling. The transcript is spliced from 7 exons. The record is from RefSeq and is a predicted model, not a curated record. Gene Ontology annotation, molecular function: double-stranded DNA binding; chromatin binding; 2',3'-cyclic GMP-AMP synthase activity.
UGUAAAGUCUUCUCAUAGCAGGGUGGAGCCAGUGUUCCAGCUGAGAGCCGAAGCGUGUUCAGGUCUGCACUGAGAGAGCACCGCGCUUCACCGAGACGCUCGUCUGAGCUUUAACUGAAACUUCAGGAUGAAGAGAAUUUCACCUGUGAAGAAAUUAAAGGCUGCUGGUGGUGACGCUCCAGACUCACCUGCACAACAAGAAAACGCUGACAAGAACCUGCCUCAGAGGAAGAAGCAAGCAUGGAAUAAAGGUGAAUCUGGAGCAGAAAGUAUGGCAGUGGAGGUUUUACCCAUUUCCCCUGAUCUUGACCGCUUGAUUAGGCAGCGGGGCAGAGACUUACGCUUGCGGCAGGUUGAGCGGCAGCAUGCGGUGAAGCUGGUCAACACUCUGGUAACAAAUUUACAGAAGUUCCUGAAGGACAACAAGGAGCAGCCUUUCUUUAGAGAUAUGUCUGUGCUCACUACAGGCAGCUACUAUGAAUUAGUGAAGAUCAAUAAACCAAAUGAGUUCGAUAUCAUGUUGAAACUUAAAACCCCACGCCUUGCGUGGACGGAGCUGAAGGACUACAAUGGGCUUUUCUAUACAGUUUCCCUCACUCGUCGAACACGUUCUGAGAUACGUUCUUUCCUCUUAGAAGAUGAACUCACCAUCUCAUCGUCUAAAAUAAUGAAGGAGAUGCACUUUUUGGUCCGCAAGUUUGUCACCACCCACCAAGGUUUGCUUCAUGAGUCCGCUGGUGAAGGUCACUGGGUGGUGUGUAAGAGGCGGCUAAAUUCGCCAGCUGUGACCCUGGCGUUUGUGAGUGAGAAUGAGAGGGAAGAAAUACUGUCUGUAGACAUUGUACCUGCCCUAGAGGUGCCACAGGGCUGGCCACAAGCUGCACGGGCUGGACCUGUUGUGGAUAAAUGGCUUGGGAAAAACGCUCGGCGGAAAUUUCUUAGCCAGCCUGUUUAUUUCGUCCCAAAGAGACCAAAACAGCGAAAUCUCAGUGACGUUGAAAAAGAGAGCUGGAGAAUAUCAUUCUCUCAUAUUGAAAAAGAAAUGAUGAAAUACCACGGCAACAAGAAGACGUGCUGUGAGGGUAGAACAAAUGAAUGCUGCCGAAAACUUUGUUUGCGGCUUCUCAAGUGUCUGUUUGAGGGCCUAAAGGAGACUCAUCAAGGCAAACUCUCAUCUCUCUGCUCCUACCAUGGGAAAACUGUCUUUUUCCACCACCUUUCUGUCAGAUGUGAAGAUUCGCUGUGGACCCCUGGACAGCUGUCUGACUGCUUUAUGAAGCUUUUGGGGGACUUUGAGAAUGCUGCACAACUUGGCUCACUUCCCCAUUUCUUCGUUCCCGACUUUAAUCUCUUCUCUCCAGCUGUCUUUUCCAAGCGCUCUCGUCUGUUUCUGGUCGAAGUGCUGAGGAACCAGAGGGAAUCUGGUCUUCCUCUUCUUCAGGUGCAAAGAUCUCCUCCAGCCCUUUUCUACACUCCUGCCCUUCCACCGCAGAUUGAGGAAAUCUCUGCAGAAGCUGUUACCCCCCUAAACCAUGACACUAUGACGUUUCAGACGAGCUCUUUUACCUACUCAUACAUGACUCUGGCUUGUGUUAUUGUUUUUAUGGCCAUUGGAUGUGUGUUUCGUGCACUGGUUCAGUAGGGCACCAAACCUGGAACCAGCACCUUUUUUUGCAUGCCUUUGGUACUUAAGCACUUUCUAGGCUUUUCACUUCCUUUCAAUUAUUAUUAUUAUUCUUUUUAAGCAAAUGCACUUUAUAUUUGUUUUGCAUUUUAUUGGUCUUUUCUAUUUACUUUACUCUAUGCAUGACGUAUUUUACAUUUUUUCAUGGUUGGCAAUGAGAAUGAGAAUAUUUAUUCUUAUAAUUAUAAAUUACAUCACAAUAUGCCACAAUAAGCUUUUGCAGGGCACUGUAGAUUUUAUUAGCGCUUGCAAACUGCAUGGUUCAUAACAAAGAUUAAUGUUGUG